CUCACACCUCCCUCAAGACUCUUCCCUUACUUCGACUUGAUCGGUUCCUUGGCAACUUCAUCUUUGCCAUCUUCUGCUUGUCCUCUGUCUGUUUUUCCUUCGUCAGGGUGAUCGCUCCUUCCUUCAAUCGCCCUACCCCCAAACCAGCGGUGGACACCUCAUAGUACAACCACAAAGAACAGCGACAAAGACUCUUUCUUCCCCGUUUACGAUCAUGGCCACCCCUCUUCCUCCCUCCUUCGUCGUCCCCGCGACCCAGACUGAGACCCGCAGAGAUCCUCUUCAGCAUGAUGAGCUGCCCCCACUUUUCCCCGAAAAGAUCACCGUCUUCAACAUCUGGAAGUAUCUCGACUACAAACAUGUCAUCGGUCUCGGACUCACGCCCCUGAUCGCCCUCUACGGUCUCCUCACCACUGAGAUCCAGCGCAAGACUCUGAUCUGGUCCAUUGUGUACUACUACGCUACCGGACUCGGCAUCACAGCAGGAUACCAUCGUCUUUGGGCCCAUCGCGCCUACACGGCUGGACCCGCUAUGAGCUUUGUGCUCGCCCUCCUCGGUGCCGGCGCUGUUGAAGGAUCUAUCAAGUGGUGGUCUCGUGGACACCGCGCUCAUCAUCGUUGGACCGACACUGAGAAGGACCCCUAUAGCGCCCACCGCGGUCUCUUUUUCUCCCACAUUGGCUGGAUGUUGGUCAAGCGCCCUGGCUGGAAGAUUGGACACGCCGAUGUCGACGACCUUGCCAAGAACAAGUUAGUUCAGUGGCAGCACAAGAAUUACUUGUUCCUCGUUCUCUUCAUGGGCAUCAUUUUCCCCACUCUCGUCGCUGGUCUCGGCUGGGGCGACUGGCGCGGAGGCUACUUCUACGCUGCCAUCCUUCGUCUCGUCUUUGUCCACCACGCCACCUUCUGCGUCAACUCCUUGGCCCACUGGCUCGGUGAUGGACCUUUCGAUGACCGCCACUCGCCUCGCGAUCACUUCAUCACCGCCUUUGUCACCUUGGGAGAGGGCUACCACAAUUUCCACCACCAGUUCCCUCAGGAUUAUCGCAAUGCCAUCCGCUUCUACCAGUACGAUCCUACCAAGUGGGUCAUUGCCAUCUGCUCCUUCUUCGGUCUUGCUUCGCACCUCAAGACCUUCCCCGAGAAUGAGAUUCGCAAGGGACAGCUCGGUAUGGUGGAGAAGAAGGUCCUUGAGAAGAAGACCAAGUUGCAGUGGGGUACUCCCAUUUCGGAGCUUCCUGUUAUGAGCUUUGAGGACUACCAGCACGCCUGUAAGAACGACAAUAAGAAGUGGAUCUUGCUCGAGGGUGUUGUGUAUGAUGUUGCUGACUUCAUCUCCGAGCACCCCGGUGGCCCCAAGUACCUCAACAUGUCGAUUGGCAAGGACAUGACGGCAGCCUUCAAUGGUGGCAUGUACGACCACAGCAACGCCGCCCGCAACCUUCUCAGCUUGAUGCGUAUCGCUGUUGUCGAAUACGGUGGAGAGGUCGAGGCCCAGAAGAAGAACCCUUCGAUGCCCAUCUAUGGUCAGGACCACGUCAAGGCCGAGUAAUUUCGGCGGGGUGCGACAUUUACGACUAUACCUUUUCAUUUCCUUUAUCUUUUAAUGUUCUCGUACCAAUUCCCAGUUCAUCGUCCUCCUUGUUGCUAUACAUGAAGAUAUAGCACAUUCCUUGUAUCAUUUUACAUCUUUAUCCGCCAUCCUCCUCAACAGCUUGCAUCUUCGCGUUCAUCCUCUGUUAUCAAGUAAUAAUAAAUUGUAGCUUAUUAGAAAAA
Molecule: messenger RNA, 1776 nt
Organism: Gamsiella multidivaricata
Lineage: Eukaryota; Fungi; Mortierellomycota; Mortierellomycetes; Mortierellales; Mortierellaceae
Product: delta-9 fatty acid desaturase
Exons: 2
Coding region: 215-1552 (445 amino acids)
Biological process (GO): unsaturated fatty acid biosynthetic process
Cellular component (GO): endoplasmic reticulum membrane
Molecular function (GO): heme binding; stearoyl-CoA 9-desaturase activity; iron ion binding
Source: RefSeq, a predicted model, not a curated record